Messenger RNA from Rhopilema esculentum, 3755 nucleotides. RefSeq lists its product as uncharacterized. The record is from RefSeq and is a predicted model, not a curated record. Gene Ontology annotation, biological process: regulation of transcription by RNA polymerase II; cell differentiation. Gene Ontology annotation, cellular component: nucleus. Gene Ontology annotation, molecular function: sequence-specific DNA binding; DNA-binding transcription factor activity, RNA polymerase II-specific. Lineage: Eukaryota; Metazoa; Cnidaria; Scyphozoa; Rhizostomeae; Rhizostomatidae.
AAUUGAUGGAAAAACAAUGUUACAGAAUUAUUUUUUGCACUUUUCUCCAAAGUCACAAACUGUUUAGGAUAAAUAAUAACCUCCUCUACAAGACUCAAUGUGUCUUGUCCCAGUUGUUGUGAUUUUGUAUUAUUUUUAUAAAUUCAUGAACCAUUUGCAACAGAAACGUCGUCAAAUUUGAUUUUCUUGAAACCCCCGGAUAAAUAGGGCGUGACGAAAACCCAGCACUUCCUGUUGGCAAAUAAUACGGGCUUUCCACAGAUUUGGUUCUUUUGUUUUCGAAUAUACUUCCUCUCUCGAAAUUGGAUAGGGUUAAAGGUUGUUGACAAGUCUGCAAAAGUCACACUACCUUCGCAAGACAAGAGGUCUUCCUCGUACUCCAAGAUCUGAUUAUCGACUGGCCUAAUUUGGUGCUGGAAUAACAACACAAAGAAUGAAGAAUUAACUGAAUAAAUACAGCCCUAUUAGCUGUGACGAGAACGAGGACAAUCAAAUUAUAUUCAAGUCUCUAAACAGAAAGAGCUCGUUAUCGACAUUAUUUCGACAGCGAGAAACCGGUUUCGUAUUUACGAUAAAGUACGGGAUACUGGUCGAAAGUAAGGAAAUUCUACUUGAACAUAGGUUACCCAUUGCAGCGGAAGUCCAUGUAUAACGCAUGGAUAAUUGGAACAAUGUGAGUACACGUUAUGUAUUUAGUGGUAUCAAAUUUGCAGCUACUGUGUACAAACAUGGAAGAGAUCUGCAUCGAAGGACGGCAGUGAAAGCAACAAUCCAAGCAUUAGCGACGUUAAUACCUCGAUGAAUCCUGUAAGUGUUAUGUUUAAUAACUGGUAUGUUCCUACGUUUAAGAAUACAUGUUUUAGCUUUGUUGCUGAUUAAGGCUUGAAGGAAACAUUGUUGUUGGAGGGAGCGACCGUUGUUGGCAACUGAUCCUGGAUAUCAUAGAUGGAUCAGCAACAGACGACGGUUAAUAUGCGAUCUACAUCUUUUCUGCCGCAAAUAAAACAGGUAUUUACUGUUUAUCAAAAUGACAGACUGAUGCAGUCUCUGUCACUGGACAGUCAAUCACACCAAAGACAGUCUCCACGCAAUAAUAUUCUUCACUCUGCCUUGUACGAAAAAAGCCAAACAAUUUUUCGGCAACAAAUUCAGCCAGGACCUACUUCAACCGGACCAAUGUCCGGUAAUACGUUGCUGCCUAGUCGCCAUUCACCACUGAAUCUCCAGGCAAGAGGCAGACACGCAAGACUUGCUCAGUCAAGAAAUAAAAUGAACGCAACAGGCAACGAAGUUUUGUAUGAUAAACAUGACCGUUUUGUCCUGAAAGAUAGUCCAGUAAUUGAUGGUCUCCUGCGAAAAGGCUGUUUCGAGGAAGCAGAGCUAGUUCCACCUUCAAACAUUAACAAACAUCCUUCCACGAAGGAUGCAAUUUGUAGACCUGUUGAUGUCAACACGACUUCCUCAGCCAAUGGCCUUGUUUUGAAUGCAGAGAUUGAAGCAAAAGGGUUGCAGAGUCAAUCGUGCUCGCUUCCGUCUGUGCUACACAAACAGGUUAUGAAAGUGAUAUUCAGAGAAAGUUUUGAACAGAAAUAUUUGCAAGCAAAUCUUGAUGCUAAUUUCUCAGGGGCACUUGCUGAUUUCGAAAUCGGGCGCCGUUGUGGAGAUGAGUUUAGUGCCACGCGCUAUCGCCCCGAAGAGCUUUUAUUCACUUGGAAGGAAAUCGAGCUCGUUUUGCAGCAGAAUGUAGAGGAGAGCUGUAAUACUUCCUUGCUCACCGACUUGAUUGAUAUCGGGUAUCUCCAAGAGUUAUGGACAAGGAUCAAUACCUUUUCUUCCAACUCUGCUCCGUGUAAUACUUUCGAUACUCGAGAUGCCACAACAACCGCUAAAGGUAACUGUUCUGUAUCCAACGUUCUUUCAUCAACUUGUGUACUGAAACAAAACCAGAGUCAUCCUACCGAUUAUUUACAUGCAAAGAACGUAACAUCGAUACCAUGUGAUCUGAAACACAUGACAUCGAAGUUAGGUUCUUCAAAUGCAUUUUCGAGUGAAAAUAUUGAUGCCUGGGAUAAUGCAAAGCUCGAUUUCGAUGAGUUGACUUCCAGUAUGAGGAAAGCUUACAAUAAAGAAAGGGCAGAGUGUGGGAAAAAUGGCGUUUAUUUGGGACGGUAUCCGUGCCUUCGUGAUGUCUCUGUAGUUCAUGAUCAGUUGCCAUCGAUGUGCGAUGGUGCCUCACCUUUGCGUGACACUGGUAACAGCCCGGAUAUCAUCAUAAGACCUCGUCCGUAUACCCCUGUUGAUGCUGAUGAUGACAGUUAUACAAAAAGCAAGCAGGAAAUAUCGUUAUCUGACCAAGAAACUUAUAAUAGAAAGAUUGAAAGUCCGUUGAAUGUAAAUGAACUAGAGUGCAAAACAAAUAUCGAUUUGUCACCCUCUACAGAAGCAUUGGCCAGCGUGUCUUCGAAUCAAAAUAUUGAACAAUGGAGUAUUUCGUCAAACAGCAAUGACAAAGUUUGUGCUUAUGCCACAGAAACAGUUAACAACGUACUUGAUGCAAAUGGACAAACUUCUGGCUUUAUUUCUGACGAAAUUUUCACGCGAGAAUCUUCAAGGAAAGGCCUGAAAAACAAGCCAAGAACUCAACCAAAUCACUGUUUGCAUUUGUGGGAGUUCCUACUAGAUUUGCUUAACAACGACGAGUAUAGCCCAAAAUACAUAGCGUGGACUCGCAAAGACGUCGGAGAAUUCAAGCUUAUAAGAACGGAGUUUAUUGCUAAUCUGUGGGGGCAGUCAAAGAAAAGGAAGAAGAUGACGUAUGAAAAGAUGGCUAGAGCACUGAGAGAAUUGCAGUACAUCACAUUUUAUGGUUACACUAUUGCAUCAACAAUAAGCCGCAAACAAAACUUACUGUUGGUGGCUGAAAUAUUCAAUUGGUUUACCAGUUUAAAGAAAAAACUGAGCUGUUGUUACCAAACUAACACCGUAGGUGGAACCUGGAGGAACAUUCUCAAAGGAAAUUAUUAAGCUGAAAGAGUCUAGUGUAUAGGUAGAAUAUGUAUUUUAAAUUAAAGAUCUGCUCAUUGUUGAAGCUAUAUAAGAAAAUCUGCUUACUCAGAUUGUCAUUGUGUGUGACACAUCAGCUUUUACAUAUUGCACUACACACUUUUUUAUGAGAAAACCUAAUUUUUUGCUGAGCCUCUCUAUUCUUACAUUUUUAAGAUUUUGAGCCUAAGAUUAUUCUUGAAUUAUUCUCAAGUGACAUAAGGUAUAACCGGAUUGCAUUUUUGUUUUAAUGACUUCAAGGCCAGAUACGUCUAUUUCAAGCCAUAGAGCGUGAAAAUCGCAUUCGAUUUGGUUUUGUGAUGAAGCGACUUGAAUCCAGCAAUACAAUCUACAAAAAGAGAAUACCAAAAAGAAACACAAUAAACAUAGUUUUCCUUCUUCAACAACCCACUUCUCGUUAACUUCUAUUACGUCUUUCUUACAAACUUUAUCGAUCACUUCUUCUUUCUCAAAACUCUUCUACAUUCACACCUCUCCUGUUUCUUUUAUUCCGUUUCUCUGUUUCUCUGGUUACAAGUGACUUAAAAACUAAGUUCCUGUUCUCUCACAUCUCCACCCUUUCCAAAAAAACUCAAAUAAACAAGAAAUUCAAUUCUUGAAGAAACUUGAGCCUUGUAUUAUUCUUAAAUUAUUUUUAAGUUUCAGCAAUUUUGAGUAUUAAUGUUCUUACAGUUUUUAUAGCAUUAAGAAUA